This is a messenger RNA of Leptidea sinapis, 2603 nucleotides long. RefSeq lists its product as uncharacterized. Gene Ontology annotation, cellular component: perinuclear region of cytoplasm. The transcript is spliced from 9 exons. Lineage: Eukaryota; Metazoa; Arthropoda; Insecta; Lepidoptera; Pieridae. The record is from RefSeq and is a predicted model, not a curated record. Gene Ontology annotation, biological process: negative regulation of translation; oogenesis. Gene Ontology annotation, molecular function: mRNA binding; zinc ion binding. Bases 13 to 1233 code for a protein of 406 amino acids.
GGUAACAUCAAAAUGCUUCAGACACAAACGUAUACGAACGAUUACAGCACUGGAUCAUCAGAUUCUUUUCUGCCGUCCAUCAAGAAAUCUUCAUGGAGCGCUUGGCAGCAAGAUGACUUCUCCCUGAGGCGGAGGUCUACAAGCUUUGUAGAAGGUGCAGGGGGUAGCAGUUGCCUCGAUGCAGUAAUGCUGGAGUUUCAGCUCAACGGAUUAGACUCCCCGUACGUACCUGAAGCUGACCCUAUCAAACAUUCAGCUUUUCCCGGCAUGGGUCCACCACCCAACUAUUUGAGACAGAAGUCGUGGCCGGCCCCCGAUAGCACGCCUGGAUUAGCGCUCCCCAUUUCUGAUGCUAUCACCCGAGUUGCCGCAGAACUAUUACUGCAACCUAACCCUGAAGAAGGAACUGCAUCAUUAUACAUGGGGAACACCAAACCAACAGAAAGAUAUGCAGAUGUAUCUGGGCUGGGUGCACCCAGCAACUACCUGCGCCAGUCGUCGUGGCCGGUCCCUGACCGCAGCCCUGCAGCUUCGUAUCGUUCUCCAGGAUCGGCUGACCUGCUGCUGCAAGCCACUGCUGGAGAAGAUAUACCUGGUAUGGGCACACCCGGCACCUACAUGCCUCAGACGCCAUGGCCUGUCCGCACCCCAGACAGUGCUGAAGUACGCACUGCUGAGCUAUUGCUGCAAGCGACUUCUGGCUAUGCUCCAGCUCCGAGAGAACAGAGUCUGCAGAGCGAGCAGCAGCAGCUGUUGCUCAACUCGUUUCCUCCCGGCUCUGUGCUGCACGAGCUCCUGCGCAUCAUCACGCAGGCCCAAGCUUCCAACUACAAGCCACGUCGGAAGCAGGAGGAGUGCCGGUUCUGCAAGAACAAUGGUGAGCGCGCCUCCUACUACCGCUCGCAUUCUCUGCGGGUCGCGGGCCUCGUGGAGUGCCCAGUGCUGCGCGCGCUCACGUGCCAGAAGUGCGGCGCCAGCGGGGACCACGCGCAUACCAUCAAAUACUGCCCGCUCACCAGCGCCGACGAACGUCGUAACUCGGUCGCAUUGAUGCAGAGUGUUCGGCUCGGGUCGUCGGCGCGCCGAUUGUACCCGAGAGCGACAUCUAUGAUCGCGCCCGAGCACGUGGUGUACGGCGAACCCACGCCGCGACCGUCCGGUGGCGAACCCGCGCUCAAGACGGCGCCCCUUGACCCGCUCUGGUCGGAGUUGGAGAAGAAAUUGAUGAUCUAGAAUCUAGAUUCUAGGGCUUAGGUGAUCCGAGAGUAUAUGAGAAUAGAUUACGCAAAUUCAAAUUACUUGAUAAAUAUUUAAGUUACUCCAAGACCCAUGGCCGCAACUUAAAAAAUCGAUCACUUAAAAAUAUAUAUCAGGUUUUAUUAUUGGGUUGUUGUUUGUGAGUCUACCUAUCUUGUUUUUUAAUUGUUAGUUUAUCAUAUGUAUAAAGCGCAAAGGUGAAAUAGAAUCAACAUUUUUUCGAUCCUGAUCAAAGUAUUAUUUUCACCCAUUGGUUCUUGCGCGGGUAGGUAACUAAUCAUAAUAGUUACCCACCUAUUUCGAUGUAGGUUCUUACAUUUUUAUAUUUUUUCUACGUCGAUGCUGAUUUGAAGUUUUUGUAUUACCGUUCAGAUCGAUAUUAAUAAUUACUACUGUGGACUUUUUUUUUUUCGAGAGGAGUAAAAUAUAUUUACGUAUUGAAGACCCCGAAACGGGGCCCAUAUGUCGGGCUCGGGUGUAAACACCCCCUACCGACUAAAAACCUCCUCUGUGCUGAUAGCCCUGAAGGCUUUUACAGCGAAGCCGGGCGGGGGCCUUGGAGGCCGAAAAUGUAGCUAACAGGCGCGGGGCGUCUCGGAAGGAGACUCGAACCUCGGACCGCCUGCUCACUAGGCUGGUUGGAGAGAAGAUCUCUAACGAUCUAAUAUAUCUGUUAGUCCAGUGGACUCUAGGUUUGAAGAGAUUUCACACUCGCCGGCGAGUGCGCUGAUAUAUCUAUGUAAGUAUGUGUGAGUGUAAGUGUGUGACUAUUUGUGUGUAGUGUUAUUGUAGGUGUGUGAUUUGUGAUUUGAGUGUGAGUGGUGUUAAACGAUUACAGGACGAGGACUAUCUCGUCGGGCUUCUAUCAAAGUGUGUGAAUCGUAUUAUAUUAGGUUGUGGCCGCUGGAAAUCGUCAAAGUGACUAGUGGCAGCGGUUUGAUUAAUGUACACGGCCGCGCCUACGUCUUCGAGGGCAGUGUGGUUGGUUUGGUGUCGGUGUUGGUGAUGGUGUUGAUGAUGGUGUUGGUGUCGCGUUCGCGAUCGUAAUAUAGUCGUCCGGGUCGACUAGUACGUGUCGAGGUACGGUUAAAUUAAGAUCAAUUCGCACACACCUGACAUUUGACAAUUGGAUAUAUUGUCCAAAUUGAAUAACGACUGAAUAAAUGAAAUGGGGAAUCAACUUAUAGAAAAUUUUAUCUUGUAAUCGUUUUGUAUUGGAAGUUAAAAUAUCUUCUAUGAAGUGAAAUUGUCCAUCUAUUUAUUAAUAUAUAAUAAUAAAUAAAAACUUACUCAAUGUUGAUACAUUGAAAGUUUUUAGUUGUGUUAUUUUUGUUUGGUUUUGAUCA